Messenger RNA from Branchiostoma belcheri (Belcher's lancelet), 15927 nucleotides. RefSeq names its product mucin-5AC-like. NCBI's taxonomy places the organism in Eukaryota, Metazoa, Chordata, Leptocardii, Amphioxiformes, Branchiostomatidae. The record is from RefSeq and is a predicted model, not a curated record. The coding region runs from base 163 to 15498 and encodes 5111 amino acids. Gene Ontology annotation, cellular component: extracellular matrix. Gene Ontology annotation, molecular function: protein binding. The transcript is spliced from 79 exons.
ACCAGCGACCGGAGGACUGAAACAGCUUUGAUUACAGAUCGUCAAAGGAUCUGUAGCUAAACAGCUGCAGACAGUACCAUCCUCACCAGAUCCUCUUUCAAAGAUCAAGGAACGAUUCAAGAGGACCUGGACAUUACCAAACUAUCUGCACAAAGUGCAAGAAUGGGGCUAACUAAAGCCCAACUAUGGACUUGCCUCGCCCUUCUCUGCCUCUGCGGGACCAACGCAGGGAGGCAGCAGAGGUCGGCGAUGGAGAUUCCCCACGGACAACAAGAAGAUGUUAGACAAACCCCCUGCGCAAUGCCACAACCCCCGAUGAACGGCAUGGUGAGCUGCAUGACAGACUGGGACGGUACCGAGGUGUGCACGGCCAGCUGUGCGGACGGGUACAACCUGGCUUCUGACAACGCAGACAUAACCUGCAACAUGGAUGGCACAUGGUCUGGGGCCUUCCCAGAGUGUGUGGCCACAGUGCAGAUUUGUCAGCUGCCCGCCCCGCCCAUGUUCGGGCACGUGUCCUCCGCCACAGACGUGAACGGCAAGCAGACGGCCACGCCCAGCUGCAUGUCCGGGUACCACCCCGAGACGCCGUUCCUCGCAGAGUACGUCUGUGUCAACGGUGCCUGGAGUCCCACAGCUACCUUCCCCAACUGUGUGAAGGAUGGUGCAGAUGGAGGUGAUGUCAUCCUCCCUGUUCUGCCUGGCUCUACUGAGUCCUCCAUCAUGCAGGUGGAUACUGCUGUGGUGACUGCCGAUCAGUUUGGCCACUGCACAGCCUUUGGGCAGAGCCACUAUCGCACCUUUGAUGGGCAGAUGUACUACUUCCGAGGGAGCUGCACUUACCUGCUGGCAGGAGACUGUGCCGACAACACCUUCAAGAUCCACGUCAGGAACCAGAGGGACUGCAGUGCUGCGGCCCCCUGUCACCGCUUCGUGACGAUCUACCUGGGCAACAUGGUCAUCAGGAUCGAGAAGGGCGCAUCGGGCCCUGUGGUGUUCCACAAUGACCUGCAGCUCACCAUCCCCACCAAGAUUGGAGAUGGGCUCCUGGUGGAGAAGGUUGCAACUUACAUCACAGUCAAGUCUGGCCUGGGCUUCCAACUCAAGUGGGACGGUGAUGAGGCCAUCUUUGUUGACGUCACAGAUGAGCUGUCUGGAAAGACCUGUGGUCUCUGCGGGAAGUUUAACCGCGAUCCCAGCGAUGACUUCACCGACAUCAUGGGUCACGUCGCUCACACACCAACAGCUUUCGCUAACAGCUACAAGAUGUUGGCUGAUGGUGAGACGUGCCAUGACUCGACCAGUCAGAACAGCCACUGUAAGUCUGACACCACCCAGCACCAGCAGGUCACUGCUGCCGCUGACGCCACCUGUAGGUCGCUGCUGGACAGCCCAACCUUCGCCACAUGCCGCCAGGUGGUGGAUGCCCAGCCGUUCUACCAGGCCUGUAUGGAUGACGUCUGCUUCUGCAACGGACAGCGUAGCGGCUGCGAGUGCGGGACCUUCGAGGCCUUCGCUCGGGAGUGCAUGCGCCAGAACAUCCACUUCACCUGGAGAACCAACAGCUUCUGCCCGGUGUCCUGCCCUGCUGGCCAGGUCUACCAGGACUGUGGCAGCUCCUGCCCCAAGACCUGCCGCCAGACGGUCUACAACUGCGAGGACGAGCAGUGCAUCGACGGCUGCCACUGUCCCGACGGAUACUUCCUGCAUGGCAACGACUGUCUGCUGCAGGACCAGUGUCCCUGCCUCAGUCACGGACAGGAGUACCUGCCUGGCUCCACCAUCAAGUCUGACUGUAACGACUGUGAGUGCAAGUCUGGCAGAUGGGAGUGCACAAACAAUGUGUGCGAGUCCACUUGCCGUGCCACCGGUGACCCUCACUACAUGACGUUUGAUGGAAAGCGUUAUGACUUCAUGGGAGACUGUUCCUACACUCUGGCCAGGAACAUCGACAACAGUGUGGCUGACUUCCACAUUGUUGCUGAGAACAUCGAGUGCGGCACCAGCUCUGCCCGCUUUGCCUCCUGCACCAAGUCCAUCUCCGUCAUGCACGGCGGCUCUCAGCUCAAGAUGAAACAGAACCUGGCACUGCUGCUGAACGGGCAGGACAUCACACGUCUGCCACACAGGGCACCAGGACUGUACAUCGAGUGGGCUUCUUCCAUCUUCCAGAAGGUCACCCUUGACAACGGCAUGUCCAUCCUGUGGGACGGUAACAUGCGUGCCUACAUCACCUCACCUGCCAGCUUCUCUGGGAAGACUGUCGGUCUCUGUGGUACCUUCGACAACAACCAGAACAACGACUUCCUGACAGCGCUGGGUGAUAUCGAGACCAACCCAGUGUCCUUCGCUAACAAGUGGAAGACCGACGACACCUGCAUGGACCAGGCCCUUAUGCCGGGGACAGAGGAGAUCGCCCACCCCUGUGAUAUCUACUCCCAGCUGAAGGCCACUGCUCAGGCUGAGUGUGGUUACCUCCUGCAGGAGCCUUUCACAGCCUGCCACGAUGUUGUUGACGUGAACCCGUUCUACCAGAACUGUCUGUUUGACUUCUGCGCCAGCCAGACCAACACCGAGCAGCUGUGCAGCACCCUGUCCGACUACGCCAUGGCCUGCGCCAGUAAGGGGGUGGUCAUGGACUGGAGAGACGUCGUUCCAGGCUGCGCUCUGAACUGUAUGGGUGACAUGAUCUACCAGUCGUGUGCCUCCUCCUGUGGCACCAGCUGUGCCAGCCUGGCGGAGGGCCUGACCUGUCAGGAUGACUGUGUGGAGGGCUGUAACUGCCCGCCUGGCACCGUGCUGGACCACAGCGGCUACUGUGUCACACCCGAGCAGUGCGGCUGCAUGCACAACGGCCUCCACUACGCUGAUGGUGAGACUAUCAACAAGGACUGCAACACAUGCAUCUGCCACCAGAGCCAGUUCCAGUGUACUCAGAACGUCUGUCCUGAUGCUCCACUCAUGGCCAGCUGUGGUGAGAACGAGGAGUUCACCACCUGCAAGUCCCUGUGCCCCCGCACCUGCGACAACAUGCACCUGAACGUGGAGUGCACCACCGUCACCUGCGAGUCCGGCUGCCAGUGUAAGAACGACACGGUGUGGGACUCCACCCAGCAGAAGUGUGUGACUCCCAACCAGUGUCCCUGCUACCACGGCAGCCACAGCUACCAGGCUGGAGAGACUAUCCAGAUGGACUGUAACACUUGCUACUGUAACGGCCAGGUGUGGACCUGUGAGACUAAGGAGUGCCCAGGCAUCUGCUCCGUCUUCGGUGAUCCUCACUACAAGACCUUUGACGGCAAGAUGUUUGAGUUCCAGGGAGACUGUGACUAUGUCAUCUCUAAGACUAAGGACACCUACGCCAGCCCCUACUCCAUCACAGCCGAGAACAUCCCGUGUGGCACCAGUGGAGUCACAUGCACCAAGAACAUCGUCUUCACUCUUGGCUCAGGCCCCACCAGGCAGCGUCUGACCCUUGUGCGUGGCCAGCCCAUCACGGUGACUCAGGGACAGGACUUCCGCGUGCGUGAGUCCGGCAUGUUCAUCUUCAUCAACACUCCCAUCGGUGUGGAGCUGCAGUGGGACAAGGGAACACGUAUCUACAUCCGCCUGGAACCUCACAUGAAGAACCAGGUUGAGGGUCUCUGCGGUAACUUCAACGAUGACCAGAACGACGACUUCACCUCUCCGUCCGGCGGCCCCGCCUCCCAGCUCGCUAACGAGUUUGGCGACUCCUGGAAGGUCCACGACUACUGCAUGGACGCCGUGGUUGUUGAGGAUACCUGUGCCCUGCACCCCAACCGUCAGUCCUGGGCCCAGCGCAGGUGUUCCAUCAUCAAGUCGGAGGUCUUCGAGCCUUGCCACGUGCACGUGCCCUACCAGACCUACUACGACAAGUGUGUGUAUGAUGCCUGUGGCUGUGACUCUGGUGGUGACUGCGAGUGUCUGUGUACUGCCAUCGCCGCCUACCACUACGAGUGUGCCCUGCACGGCAUCUACAUUCUGUGGAGAGAGCAGGAGAUUUGCCCCAUGCAGUGUGACCACGGCAUGCAGUACGUGGCCUGCGCCAACCCCUGCCCGAUGACAUGCUCCAACUACGCCCAGUACGACCAGCUCUACCCAUCCUGUAACGACACCUGCGUGGAGGGCUGUGGCUGCCCAGACGGCUUUGUGAUCGGUGAUGAUGGCCAGAGCUGUGUGCGUCCGGAGCAGUGUGCCUGCCUGAUGAUCGAGGGUGUGUCCUACGACAACGGAGACCAGAUCCCAUUCAUGUCCGACAACUGCAGGACUUGCUACUGUGAGAACCACCAGAUCAAGUGUAUUGGUCAGCCAUGUGACGGAACCUUGACCACUGCCAAGCCUGAGGUAACCACUGGUGUGUUCACCACCACUGUGUUCACCGCCACCUCAGGCGUCCUCACCACAAGCACUGAUGCAAAUGUGCCAAUCUUCUCCACUACCAGCACAGUCACCACCAAACCCACCAUCAUCACCAGCACUACCCCACCCCCCACACAGGUGUGCUUGACUGUGAACGGUGUCAGCUAUUUGGAGCAGAGCAUGAUCCCAGACAUCUCCAAUGAGUGCCAGACAUGCUACUGUAUCUCCCACAACAUCCAGUGUGCGUACAACCCAGACUGCGCCACCACCACCCAGGCCACGUCUACCGGAACACCUCCCAUCUUCACCCUGCCUCCGGGUGAGAUCACCACAGGGUUCCAGACACCGACCGCAACAACCGGCACCCUGCCCAUCUUCACCCUCCCACCGGGUGAAACCACCACCGGAUCCACCGGAACCACUCUUCCGCCAAUCCAGACCACCGGAGUCCAGACUCAGACCACCGGAGUCCAGACUCAGACCGUGCCACCAAUUGUCACCUCCAGCACCACCGGGACAGUCCCCCUCUUCACUCUGCCCCCUGGAGAGACCACCAUCGGUGUGGAAACCCUCCCGCCCAUCGUGACCACCGGAUCUACCACCGGUACCACUGUGCCGACCUUCAGCACCGUGGGAGUGACCACUGAGAAGCCCACUCAGCCUGUUACCAUCAUCAACGGUGACACUCAGACCACCACACUGCCCAUUGGCGAGCUGCCACCACAGGCCUGUAGGGAGCCAACUGACCACUGGACCCAGUGGUACAGUGUGUCCACUCCCACUGCCCUGACCGGCGGCGACUUCGAGACCAUCGACAGCAUCCGUCAGCUCUACAGCUUCUGUCCCAAGACCAUGCUGACCGCCGUGGAGUGCCGCACCAUCGGCUACAACCAGGCCGCCCACGAGACCGGCCAGGUCGUGACCUGCGACACCCAGAACGGUCUGAUCUGUCUCAACGCUGAUCAGCCAAUGGGCAAGGAUUGCUACAACUACGAGAUCCGCUUCUUCUGCGAGUGCGGCCCAGAAGUCACCACCCUGCCUGGCAUCGUGACUGGCACACAGUUCACCACCCAGUCCAUCACCACCCUCCCAGUCGUCACCGUGACGACCAAACCUCCCUCCGUCACUACCGUGUCCAGCAGUGUCCCAACCGAACCCUUCAUGCCUGGAGUGGAUACUGUCACUCCACAAAUCACCACCACUAUUCCUCCUGAGUGUGUGAGGCAUGGGUGGACAGACUGGAUGAACGGGGACUCCCCAUCUACCGGUGAGGGUGAUGAUGAGACCAUCAAUUCCCUGCGUGCAUACUAUCCUUUCUGUGAGGCUCCCAUGGCCAUUGAGUGCCGCCAGGUCGGCACCAACAUCAUCUACACCUCCAGCCAGCCUGAGGUCGUGUGUGACCACAACGUGGGUCUGAACUGCAUGAACAACCUCAACGGUGGCAUGUGCCCAGACUAUGAAGUCAGGUUCUACUGUGACUGCAGCAACCACUGUGACCAGCCAAUGAAUGUUGCCGACAAUGGCGCAAUCAGGGACAACAUGAUCACAGCUUCUUCCGAGCGCCCUGAUAGGCCAGCUGACGACGGUCGCCUUGACCACCCAACCAGCUCCUGGGUUCCGACCGUUCAGGACGCCAACCAGUGGAUCCAAGUGGACUUGGGCGAGAAGGUUGAGUUGACAGGCAUCAUCACCCAGGGACAGGAGGUUGCUGUUCAGCCUGGCUUCCCAGAGAUGCCAGCCUGGGUCACCUCCUAUGUUGUCCUGUACAGCACUGAUGGUGUCAACUUCUUUGCUGUGCCUGACCUCCAUGGUAACCCACAGCAAUUCCAGGGCAACUAUGACAGUGACUCUCAUGUGCAGCACAUUUUCGCUGAACCCAUCGAGGCUCAGUACAUCCGUGUGCAGCCUCUGACCUGGGCCAACUUCCUCAGCUUCAGGUUUGAACUGCUGGGAUGCAGGCCUUUCGGUAACAUCCCAGAUGGAGAGACCCAGACCACCACCCCAUCUCCCACCCCGAUGGAGAUCUGUCCCUAUGGCACACAGUUCUGGACACCCUUCAUGUCUGCCCACCACCCAGACACCGCCCAGACUGGCGUACAGGAGACAGAGACAUACGACCUGCUCAGCCAGGCCUACAACCUGUGUGGAAAGGACAUGGUGGACAAGAUCAUCUGUAGAGAGUCUGCCACCCACAUGCAGGCUCAGACAGGAGGCAUGGUGACCUGUGACCUGGAGAACGGCCUGGUCUGCAACAACGCCAUGCAGCCCGACCACGACUGCGUGGACUAUGAGGUCUCCUUCCACUGCAACUGCGGCGGUACCGGCGUGACCACCAUCAACACCCCCAUCACCACCCUGGCCACCGCCACCACCAAGCCCACCACCCAAGUCUUCACCACCCAGCAGGCCAACAACCCGCUGUGCGUGGACGGUUGGACGCCGUGGAUCAGCACUAACGAGCCCGCGCCCGCUGACGACUUCAUGGGCGGAGAGACCGAGAGCCUGGCCCUGAUCGCCAGCAACCCUGACUACGCCGCCCUCCUCUGCGGCGGUGACAUGAACAUGAUCGCUGACAUCCAGUGCCGUGAGGUUGCCUCUCAGGCAGACUGGCAGAGUACCGGAGCCCUCGACCUGCAGUGUGACACCACCAACGGCUUCUACUGCUCCAACUCUCUCAACUACCCUGUCGGCUGUGAGGACUUCGAGAUCAGUGUGCUCUGUCAAUGUGGUGAGGCUCCAACAGGUGUUAUCACAGAGACCACAAAGCCACUGACCACCCAGGCACUGACCCCCACCCCCACACCAACCGAGGUCAUCAGCCACGAGACCACCAAUCUGCCUCAGACAACUGGUGUGGCUGGUAGUACGACAAUCACUAGCGACACCACCACUGGCUCUACCACCCUCCCAGUGUACAACGAUGACUGCCCAGAGGGCACCAUCUACUGGACACCAUUCUACAACUCCGAUACACCCACCACUGGUACCGAUGGUGGAGACCACGAGACCUACCAGAGCAUCGUGCAGGCUUACGGAGAUGAGCUGAGGAUCUGUGACGAAGCUAUGAUUGACAAAGUCCUGUGUCGUCAUGCCGACUCCCACCUGCUGACCAUCAUGACCAAUGACGAGCACGUGGAGUGUGACCUCCAGAACGGCCUGGUCUGCCUCAACUCCAUGCAGUCCGACGGGAUGUGCGAGAACUACGAGAUCUCCUUCCGCUGUAACUGCGCGCCUGCCACAACCAUCGCUACCGUCGGCACCACCACCACCCCCAUCGCCACCACCGGCGUCAUCGGCACGGUCAGCCCGCUGACCACUCUGUCCCACCUCACGUCCACACCGCAGACCACUCACGGCGUCAUGACCGAGACUCCCGGGACUGAGACAACCACCCAGCAGGUCAUCAUUGACACCACCACCACUGCACCCACGUACACAGACAUCAUCACUGGUGAGACCACAACCAAGCCACUCAUGACAACUGGCUCCAUCACCGAGACCACUGCAUCUACAACCAUUGGUUUCGAGACAACCAAGCCACCCAUGUCUACUGGUGUUGUGACCUCAGUGAGCACUACCAAGCCAACAAUGUCUACCGGCAUUGAAACUACAGCUCAGACCCCCACCACCACCAGCCAGACACCGACUGUUGUUGUUGAGGAGACCACAACCAAGCCACUGAUGACAACUGGCUCCAUCACCGAGACCACUGCGUCUACAACCAUUGGUAUCGAGACAACCAAGCCACCCAUGUCUACUGGUGUUGUGACCUCAGUGAGCACUACCAAGCCAACAAUGUCUACCGGCAUUGAAACCACUGCUUCAACAACAACAACCACACUUAAGCCCACCACUGUCCAGACUACAACUAAGCCGGAGAACCCAGCUUACUGUGUGGAUGGCUGGACUCCAUUCAUGAACAGCUACAGUCCCGACAACAUCGGUGACAUUGAGACCUACAGCAACCUCAGGGAAAUCUACGAGUUCUGUCCAGUCGAGAUGAUUGACGACAUCGACUGCCGCGUCGCAGGCUUUAACAUGGACUACGCUCUUGUGGGACAGAAUGGCGUUAUGUGUAACGAGAACAUCGGUUUCAUCUGUGACUCCUCUCAGCAGGACGGCACAUGUAUGGACUAUGAGAUCAGGGUGCACUGCAGAUGCUCUGAGGAGCCAACGACAACAACAACCCCUGGUACCGUCAUUGUCAGUACCACUGGUCAGAUCACCCUUACUGGUGUGGUUACUGAGCCUCAGACUGAGCCUACAACCAUCCAGGUGGACACCACCACCAAGCCUGAGGAGACCACCACAACUAAGCCAGUUGAGGAGACAACUCCUCAGACCACCACUGUGAGCACCCUGGCUCCUGCCUACUGUCCACCUGGCUCCUCCGCAUGGACACCCUUCAUGUCUGCCGACAGCCCCAUCGACGGAAACGACAUUGAGACGAUCGACGCCCUGCGUGAGAAGUACUCCUUCUGCGAGGACUACAUGAUCACCAACAUCGUCUGCCGUCGUGAGGGAGACCACAUCACAGCUGACAUGACCAGCCAGAAUGUGCUGUGCCACCCCCAGAUGGGUCUGACUUGCUAUUCUGCUGACAACAACGGCCAGAACUGUUACAACUUUGAGGUGUCCUUCUUCUGUGACUGCAACUUGCUCACAACAACAACACCACGGCCGGUGACUGCUACACAGGUGCUUACCACCACCAAGCCUAUCACUGCUACCCAGGCUACUACAACAACCAAGCCUAUCAUGACCACCCAGGCUACAACCACCCAGGCCACUACAGCUACCACCAAGCCAACCACCAUCCAGACCGUGUCUUAUCCUGAGACUGAGACAACCACCAGUGUUGUUGGUACAACCACCAUCGCUGGCACCACCAAGCCAACAACCCUCCAGACAGGCACUGUCCCUGGUACUGAGACACCAUUCACUACCAUUGGCGGUACCACCAAGCCAACCACCAUCCAGACAGGUACUGUCCCUGGUACUGAGGGUACAACAACUACCAUCGGUACCGUGACUGGCUCUGAGACAACCACCAUUGCUGGUACCACCAAGCCUACCACCAUCCAGACAGGCACUGUCCCUGGUACUGAGACACCAUUCACUACCAUUGGCGGUACCACCAAGCCAACCACCAUCCAGACAGGUACUGUCCCUGGUACUGAGGGUACAACCACCACCAUCGGUACCGUGACUGGCUCUGAGACAACCACCCAUGCUGUCGAGCCAACCACCUCUAUCGGCACCAUCUCCGUUCCUACCUCUCAGACCACCACCAUUGCUGGUACCACCAAGCCAACCACCAUCCCAACAGGAACUGUCCCUGGUACUGAGGGUACAACAACCACCAUUGGUUCAGUGACGACUAAGCCUACAACGCAGACGAUGCAGACAGCUCCACAGAUCGCCUGCAUCCAGCACGGUUGGUCUGACUGGAUGAACGUGGACCGUCCCAACAACGGUAACAACGCUGGUGACAUCGAGUCCAUCGAUGAGCUGAGGAAGUACUACACCUUCUGUGCCAACCCAACCUCCAUCAAGUGUAGGGAGGUGGGCACCAACACACAGUACGAUGCCACUGGUGAUGGUGGUAAUGUCUGUAACCUGGUGACUGGCUUCCAGUGCACCAACGACUUCCAGUGGGAUGCCAUGUGCUCUGACUACGAAGUCAGCGUCUACUGUGACUGCCAGCCGGUAACCACUAUCCAGACCCUGUCUACCUCACAGACCUUCACCACAGCCUCUCAGCCACCUGUUGUCACAACAACUCAGACCCAGAAGCCCACAACACAGCAGCCCACAACUGUCCAACAGAACCCAGACCUGUGCGUGGAUGGCUGGACUCCGUGGAUGAGCUCUGACGAGCCCGGUAACCCCACCGACACCACAGAGGGAGAUGAGGAGACCUUCCCCAGCCUGGUCGCUGCCGGGUACAACAUCUGUGGUGGCAACCAGAACAUGGUCACCUCCAUUGAGUGUCGCGAGAUUGCUACUGGUGCUGACUGGCAGAGCUCAGGUGCCUUCGGCAUGCGCUGUGACCUGUACAACUGGUUCUACUGCCGCAACGCAUUCAACUACCCCGUGGGAUGCGAGGACUACGAAAUCAGGGUGUACUGUCAAUGUAGCGGGACUACCACCAUUUCUACCACCACUACCAAGCCCCUCAUUGAAACAGAGAGCACCACCACUAAGCCUGUUGUCUCUACAACUAUUGGUAUUCAGACCACACCUCAGACCUCACCAGUUACAACAACUGCUGGAGUUUCCACCUUUGCUCCCGUCUGUACUGAUGAGAUGCACGGCUGGACUCCAUGGAUGAACUCCUUCUACCCCAACCCUGCCACCGGAGGCGACUUCGAGACCUUCGACAACCUGAGGGAGCAGUUUGCGUUCUGCGCCAAUGAGGACAUCAUCAGCAUCGAGUGCCGUGACUCUGCCACUGGGCUGCCAUUUGACCAGACCGGCCAGAAUGGCGUGAAGUGUGACAUCAACAGCGGUCUGCAGUGUCUGAACACUCAGCAGUUCCCCAUCCCAGCCUGCGCUGACUACGAGAUCAGGGUCUACUGUCUCUGCAGGGAGGAGACAACUGUUGUCACUCCUAUCAUCCUGACCACCACCACUGCCCAGGUGACCACAACCAAGCCAGUUACCACCAAGCCGGUCACUGAGACCAGCCACUUUACUACAUCUCAGACAACUACGACCAUUGGUGUUGUGGACACAACAACCAAGCCAGUCACUGAGACCAGCCAGUUCACUACAUCUCAGACAAGCACAACCAUCAGUGUUGUGGACACAACAACCAAGCCUGUCACCACCAAGCCAGUCACUGAGACCAGCCAGUUCACCACUUCUCAGACCACUACAACCAUUGGUGUUGAGGAGACUAGCCAGCACUCACCACGUAAGCCGGUGACACAGACCAGUGAGUUCACCACCCAGGGAACCACCACAACCAUUGGUGUGGUUGAGACCACAACUAAGCCAGUCACUGCCACCGGCGUGGUCACCGAACCCACUCCAGGCACCACCACUCAGGUGGUUGUCACUGAGCCAACCACGCUGAAGCCUACCACCGCCACGGCUACUACCACCGUGCCAGAGAACCCAACCACCACCAAGCCCAUCACAACUGCCGAAACAACCGUUGUCACUGGUACAACCACCAUCGCAGGUGAAGUGGUCACAACCACCCUGCCCAUUGGUGAAGUGACCACUGGUACAACCACCCAGCAGUUCACCACCACCACCAAGCCAGGCUCCACCACCAAGCCAGUCAUAACCACCCAGGUUGUCACCGAGCCAAUCACUGGCACCACCAUGACCACCAGUUCCCAGGUCUUCACUACACAGUCUGUGCCUGAGGAGACCACCACACUGGAGGCCACCACCACAAAGCCCAUCACCCAGACCUUUGCCACAAUCACCACCCCAGCACCCACCUUCGCUCCUCAGUGUCUGCAGGAUGGCUACACACCGUGGUUCAACCUGGACAAGCCAAACGAGUCUCCGGAUGACAUUGGUGACAUCGAGACCCUGGACCAGAUCCGCGAGCAGUUCAUCUUCUGCGAUGACGACAUGAUCACCAAGGUGGAGUGUCAGAUGACCAUGGGUAACGGCCAGGGCAUCUCGUCCCAGAACACCGGCCAGCUGGUCACCUGUGACAUCACCAACGGCCUGACCUGUCUCAACGCUGCCAACCAGCCAACCGGCUGCUACGACUACGAGAUCCGCUUCUACUGUCUGUGCAGCGGCACCACUCCACUUGUUGAGACCACAACUGCCCAAACCACCGCAAGUCAGACCACGAUUGGCCAGACCACCACCGGUCAGACCACACCCAAGCCAGUCUCUACCACCACCAUUGGUGAGGUGACAUCCGUCGAGACAACACCACUCACCACCGCCGUGACCCUGCCACCUCUCUGUCUGGAGAACGUGGCCUACUGGACACCCUACAUGAACAUGGACCGUCCCAACACCAACAACAACGGAGGUGACAUCGAAACUCUGGAGGCACUGCGCCAGUACUACAGCAUCUGUCCUACAGAGAUGAUCGAUGAUGUGGAGUGCCUGGAGGCUGCCACCAUGUCUGCUCCUAACCAGGGCAGUGCCGUCAUGUGCAGCCCCACUCUGGGUCUCAUCUGUCUCAACUCCAUGGUGCCCAACAGUGACUGCGAGGACUAUGUGGUCAGGUUCCACUGUGCCUGUGGACCAGAGACUACCACAGCAACACAGACCACAGCCCAGACCACCACCAAGCCAGAAGGUACAACCACCACCAUCAAGCCUGGCACUCUCACCCCAACUCUUGAGACCACCACUCUCCACCCUGUGACCACCACCUUCGGUGAGGUCACACCAACAGAAGAGGUCGUCACCUUCACAACCACCACCUCUGGGGAGCCGUCUACCACCAUCGCUGUCACCAGUCCGACUACAACCAAGCCAACCCCUGGUGUGGUGACUGAGCAGACAACCACAACUGGUUUUGUUACUCAGACCAGCGUUGUGACUGAGAAGCCCACACCCACUACCACAACUGGUACAACCACCACCCAGACUAAGCCACCAACCACUCCUGUCCAGACCACUACUCCAAACAACGAGCCAUGCAGGGAGCCUAUGGGUCUGGAGAAUGGCCUGAUCAAGCCAGACCAGAUCACUGCCUCCUCUCAUCUGGAUGACCAGCACAGGCCUGAGGAUGUUGUUCUGAACAACCCAACUGGUGCCUGGAGGCCAGUCACCAACGACCAGACUCAGUAUCUCCAGGUUGAUCUUGGAGAGCUGACCCAUGUGACAGGCUUCAUCACCCAGGGUGAGCCUGAAACCACCAACUACGUCACCACCUACUACAUCACCUUCAGCACUGAUGGUGUCAACUUUGUGCCAUACACUGAUGAUGGCAAGGUUGUGACUUUCCCUGCCAACACCGACAGCACCACCCCAGUCACCAACCUGCUGGACCUGAGCCGACCAAUCACAGCUCAGUACAUCCAGAUCCACCCAGUGACCUGGAACGACAACAUCGCCCUGCAGGCUGAGAUCCUCGGCUGUGGAGUGACUCCAACAACUACAGUUUCCAGCACAGAGACCACUCCUGGUACCACUGUCAUCAGCACCACCCUCAGCACACCUGUGGCUACCACCCUGGGUACCACUAUCCAGACCACCCAGAUGCCAUCCACUAUUCUGGUCACUGAGCCAACUGGUACAACCACCACUGGUGUCGUCACUGAGCCAACUGGUACCACCACCAUUGGAGUUGGUGAGACCACCAAGCCAACCACCUUGGCCACGGUCACACAGACCCAGCCUGAGACCACCACUCAGACUGGCACCACCAAGCCAACUCCAACACAGACCAUCCAGGUCACAGACACAACCGGUACAACCGUUACAGGUGUUGUCACUGUCACUGAGCCAACUGGUCAGACCACCACUGGUGUCGUCACCCAGACUCAAGUGGUGACCGUCACCUCCUCCCAGCCUGUGACCUUCACUGAUGUUGUCACACAGACGACCAAGCCUGAGGUCAUCACCACCACCCUGGCCACCACCAAGCCAACUCAGACCCAGACCAUGGUCACCGACACAACAUCUGGUAUCACCACCACUGGCACAGUUACUGCACCAGUCCAGACAACCACUAUUGGCACAACCCCUACCACCAAGCCACAGACCACUCUGGUUACUGGCACAACUGAGGGCACCACCACCACUGGUUUUGUCACCGGUACUGCCACCACCAAGCCAACACCAGUGACCACCCUUAUCACUGGCACAACCGGCACUACCACCACUGGUGUUGUCAUCGACACCACAACUAUCAAGCCAACUGAGCCACAGACCACUCUUGUCACAGGCACCACUCUUGGCACCACCACCACCACUGCCAAGCCCACUACUCCUGUGCAGACCACAACUGCAGCUCACAAUGAGCCUUGCACAGAGCCUUUGGGCAUGGAGGGCGGGCAGAUCAAGCCAGACCAGAUCACUGCCUCCUCUCAGCUGGAUGACCAGCACAGUCCUGAUGAGGGAACCCUCAAUGGCCCAAGUGCCUGGAAGCCUGAUGACACUGAUGUCAACCCGUCUAUCACGGUUGACCUGCUUGAGCCAACCCACGUGACUGGCUUCAUCACCCAGGGCAAGCCUGAGACCAAUGAGUUUGUCACCACCUACACUGUCUACUACAGCAACGAUGGUGUCAACUUUGUGCCAUACACUGAUGAGUUCAACAAGCCUGUGAUCUUCACUGCCAACAGUGACAGCACCACUCCAGUCACCAACCUGCUGGAUGUGAGCCGACCAAUCACAGCUCAGUACAUCCAGCUCCGCCCAACCAGCUGGAACGAGGACAUCGCAAUGCAGGUUGAGGUGCUCGGCUGCAAGGAGCCAACCACUACCACAGUUGGCACCACAACCAAGCCUAUCACCACUCAGGCUACAACCACCACCCUGGGUACAACAACCCCAAUCAUCGUUGUGUCCACUACUGGAACCACCAUCCUCACCACAACAACCACACCUGUUGGCCCCCUGCCCUGCCAGGAGCCUCUUGGCAUGGAGAGUGGUGAGAUCAAGCCUGAUCAGAUCACUGCCUCCUCAGUGUACCCAGACCCCAUCGUCAGCCACGGUCCGGAACAGGCCGUCCUCAACAACCUGCCUGAUAUGGACGGAACCGGUGCAUGGUCUCCUGCUCCUGAUGAUGUCAACCCGUACAUCCAGGUUGAUCUUGGAGAGCUUGUCCAGGUGACUGGCUUCAUCACCCAGGGCCGUCCAGAGUACACACCUGAGCAGUACGUCACCGAGUACACCGUCUACUACAGCAUUGAUGGCAUCAACUUCAUCCCAUACACGGAUGAGACCAACACUCCUGUGGUCUUCAACGCCAACACUGAUACCACCACACCUGUCACCAACCUGGUGUCCAUCAGCCGACCAAUCCUGGCUCAGUACGUCCAGAUCCAUCCACAGUCCUACAACGAGUAUCCCAGCAUGCAGCUGGAGAUUCUGGGGCUGCAGAGUGAACGAGCCAACAACAACUCAGCUGUACACAACCACCUCUGGAACACAGCCAAUCAGCACUGGUGUGGUGACUGAGCAGACAACCACCACUGGUGUUGUUACUCAGACCAGCAUUGUGACUGAGAAGCCCACACCCACUACCACAGCUGCUGUGACAACUGGUACAACCACCACCCAGACCAAGCCACCAACCACUCCUGUCCAGACCACUACUCCAAACAACGAGCCAUGCAGGGAGCCUAUGGGUCUGGAGAAUGGCCUGAUCAAGCCAGACCAGAUCACUGCCUCCUCUCAUCUGGAUGACCAGCACAGGCCUGAGGAUGUUGUCCUGAACAACCCAACUGGUGCCUGGAGGCCAGUCACCAAUGACCAGACUCAGUAUCUUCAGGUUGAUCUUGGAGAGCUGACCCAUGUGACAGGCUUCAUCACCCAGGGUGAGCCUGAAACCACCAACUACGUCACCACCUACUACAUCACCUUCAGCACUGAUGGUGUCAACUUUGU